Molecule: messenger RNA, 808 nt
Organism: Morus notabilis
Lineage: Eukaryota; Viridiplantae; Streptophyta; Magnoliopsida; Rosales; Moraceae
Product: membrane steroid-binding protein 2
Exons: 2
Coding region: 84-686 (200 amino acids)
Cellular component (GO): membrane; endomembrane system
Source: RefSeq, a predicted model, not a curated record
AUAGUAUAUGAGACAAAAGCUCAAAAGAAUUCUCAGCUCUAAAAAAAGAAACAACAAAAAAAAAAUAAAAACAAAACAGAAACAUGGGGAUAUACUCGGCCGCCGUGGAAGAAAUAACAUGGUACACGGGACUUUCUCCGGCAGCCUUCUUCACCAUCGCAGCUCUCAUGGUGGUCGUCUACAAGACAGUCUCUUCCAUGUUCGUCUCUCCCGAGGAUUUCAACAAGCCUCCCGUCGCUAUGUCCAUCGAGAAGAUUUCUCAAUCCAACUCCGAUUUUCUCAACAACGUUAUGGCCACCACCACCAAUUCCCAACCACUUCAGUUGGGAGACAUGACCGAGCAGCAACUCAGGGCCUAUAAUGGCUCUGAUCCCAAUAAGCCUCUCCUUAUUUCAAUUAAGGGUCAGAUCUACGAUGUCUCUUCUUCAAGGAUGUUCUAUGGUCCUGGUGGGGCGUAUUCGAUGUUUACAGGGAAGGAAGCGAGCAGAGCUUUGGCUUUGUUGUCUUUUAAGCCUCAAGACAUUAAUGGGAACCUUGAAGAUUUGGGUCCCGAGGAGCUUCAAGUUCUUGAGGAUUGGGAGGACAAAUUCACGGAGAAAUAUGCCAAGGUUGGGCAGCUUGUGCGAGAGCCAAUGCCGGCUGAUCAAGCUGGAUGUGGAGACGAAACACACGAGAUAGAGAAUUAGGAAUAAGAAACGUUUAGAUUAGAAUUAGAUGUACUUUAUAGGGUAAUCCCUUUGUAUUUGGUAAACUUUAUGUUGAGACAUUGCAUAUAUGACUUCUUCUUCCGAUUGGAAGAUUCAAAUUA